AUGGUAGUGCAGGCCCUAGGCAUGAUGGUUAGCAACACAGGCACCGCAGCGACGGUUAGCAACACAGGCACCGCAGCGGCAGUUAGCGACACAGGCACCGCAGCGACAGUUAGCAACACAGGCACCGCAGCAACAGUUAGCGACACAGGCACCGACACAGGCACCGCAGCGACAGUUAGCGACACAGGCACCACAGCGACGGUUAGCAACACAGGCACCGCAACGACAGUUAGCGACACAGGCACCGCAGCGACAGUUAGCGACACAGGCACCGGAGCGACAGUUAGCAACACAGGCACCGGAGCGACAGUUAGCAACACUGGCACUGGAGCGACAGUUAGCAACACAGGCACCGCAGCAACGGUUAGCAACACAGGCACCGCAGCGACAGUUAGCAACACAGGCACCGCAGCGACGGUUAGCAACACAGGCACCGGAGCGACAGUUAGCAGCAUGUGCACUGGAGCAACGGUUAGCAACACAGGCACUAAAGUGAUGGUUAGCAACACUGGCACCGCAGCGACGGUUAGCAACACAGGCACCGCAGCGACAGUUAGCGACACAGGCACCGGAGCGACAGUUAGCAACACCGGCACCGGAGCGACAGUUAGCAACACUGGCACCGGAGCGACAGUUAGCAACACAGGCACCGCAGCGACGGUUAGCAACACAGGCACCGCAGCGACAGCGACACAGGCACCGGAGCGACAGUUAGCAACACAGGCACCGGAGCGACAGUUAGCAACACUGGCACUGGAGCGACAGUUAGCAACACAGGCACCGCAGCAACGGUUAGCAACACAGGCACCGCAGCGACAGUUAGCAACACAGGCACCGCAGCGACGGUUAGCAACACAGGCACCGGAGCGACAGUUAGCAGCAUGUGCACUGGAGCAACGUGCUCUUCUAACUCAACAAGAGUGGAACACAUGGAGUGUGGCGCAGCUGUCCUUGGAGGUAGACGUGGGUUUGGCCUUCUGGGAAGUUCAGUCACCCCACCAGACUAAUACAGAUCCCACAUGUGCGUCCACGCUCCAACAGGAUGUUUGGACAGCAGCAGUACUCACUAUCAGGUACCUCAGUCCUGAUGUUUGGGUCUGGCUGGACCUCAGACUCUCACCCAGGAGGCAGAUGAGAUCUCUAUCAGCGUGUCUGGUGACUCUGGACCUCUGCUAUCUCGCCCCUCCCUUCUCAUGGAGGGGAGAGAAACGAGAGGGAGAGAGAAAGGCAGCAGCCCACUACCACCAUGUCCCCAGAGGCCCCUCUCCUGCCUCCCCCCCACCCCCACCCCCCCUCCUGCUGCUCAGUACAGCUGUGGCUCAGUCUCAGACUCGACCAGCUGGGAUCCCAUCUCUACCAGAGGACCCUCUGUGUGAACGCCUCUCACCUCCCCUCUGCUCCUCAUUAGGUCGGACCACACAGACCUCCAGCUCCACUCCAGCCCACCCGUCUGUCCACCAUAUCGUCCUCGGAGCGUCCACUCCACUCAUGGCCGUGGCAGAGGGCGCAGCGCCAACGGCGGCGCCCGUGGCCCUGAUGCUCACCCUCAUCGUGGUGGCCCCUGCGCCCGCCUCCGGAGGAUGCCCGUCCGCCUGCCGCUGCUCCUUCGCCAUGCUGCAGUGUCUGGAGCCCGACGGGAUCUCCAGCAUCCCCACGCUGGCGAUACAAGAGAGCGAGAACGUGACAGAGAUUUACAUCGAAAACCAAGCGGGUCUGGAGAACAUCAGCGACAUGAACCUGGUGAACUACAGAGAACUGAGGAACCUGACCGUCACCUCCUGUAAACUGAGGCUCAUCUCUGCCAACGCCUUCCAGUUCAACACAAAGCUUCAGUAUGUGAACCUGGCGUCCAACGCUCUGGAACACAUCAGCUGGAAGGUGUUUCAUUUCCUACCUCUGCUCAACCUUGUUUUAAGGGACAACCCUCUGCUGUGUUCCUGUGACCUGCACUGGCUGACGCAGUGGACGCAGAGUGACCGCGGUGACCUGGACGCUCAGAUGUUGGACUGUUGGUCCGACGGUCACACAGAACCGCUGAGCUCUUUGGUCAUAGAAAACUGCAGUCUACCUGAGGUCAACAUCCUGCCCUCCAACAACAACGUUCAAGAAGGAGGUAACCUGACGUUUGAGUGUCAGGUGACAGGAAGUCCCACCCCCACUGUGAGAUGGCGCACAGAGCAGCUGCGCUCCCACUUCUUCACCCAGGAGAGAAUCUGGGGCUCCACAUUAGAGCUGAUUCUUCACCUCACCAACGUCUCCUCCGCUGACAACCUCCACAACCUGACCUGCGAGGCUGAGAACCAGGCUGGACCCGGAGAGGACGUGGUGCAACUGGACAUUGAAUUUGCGGUGAAAAUCCUGUUUCUCAAAGACGCUGUCCAACAGCACCACUGGUGUUUCCCCUUCGCUGUGGACGGAAACCCUGAACCCGUCAUCUCCUGGUUGUACAACGGCCGAGAGCUCAAACAGACGCGCUUAAUCUACACCCAGCUCAUCCUGGACACCAACGACGGGUCGGUCAAACACGGAUGUCUGUUCCUCAACAAGCCCACGCACAUCAACAACGGACUCUACACUCUGAUCGUACACAACAAACUGGGGAGGGACGAGGCCAACGCCACCGGCAUGUUUAUGGACAACCCCUUCGACCAGUUCGACCCUGAAGGCAUCAUUCCAGUCCCUGAUGUCAAUCCAAGUCCCACAAACAAAUCUGACAUGGACGUCACAGAGAACCUGGAGAGUCGAGUGUUUGUGGUGUCGGUUGCUGUCGGUCUUGCCGUCUUGGCCAGUUCCUUCCUUCUCAUCAUGGUUCUGGUCAUAAACAGAUGUGGACAACAUUCCAAGUUUGGGAUUCCCCGUUCAUCAGUUUUGGGCGCUGAAGACGACCUGGCCGUGUCGCUUCGUUUUAUGAACUUUGGAACCAGCCCGCCCUCCUCAGAUGAAGACUCUGGCUUAUCCAGCUUCGUAGAGAAUCCACAGUACUUCUGCGGCAUCAUCAAGGACAAAGACAUGUGUGUCCAGCACAUUAAAAGGCAGGACAUCGUGUUGAAGUGGGAGCUGGGUGAAGGAGCCUUUGGAAAAGUCUACCUGGCCGAGUGCGCCAACCUCAGCCCAGACAACGACAAGAUGCUGGUCGCCAUAAAAACUCUGAAGGACGCCAACGAGUCGACCCGUCAGGACUUCCAGAGGGAGGCGGAGCUGCUGACGGUUCUCCAACACCAGCACAUCGUCAGGUUCUACGGCGUUUGCACGGACGGGGAACCUCUGGCCAUGGUGUUCGAAUACAUGAGGCACGGAGACCUGAACCGCUUCCUCCGUGCUCACGGCCCAGACGCUCGUAUUCUGGAGGAGUCGCAGAUGCCUCUGCUGGGUCAGCUGACGCUGCCUCAGAUGCUGCACAUCGCCGCUCAGAUCGCCUCAGGUAUGGUCUACCUGGCAUCUCUGCACUUCGUCCACCGUGACCUGGCCACGCGGAACUGCCUGGUGGGGGAGGGGCUGGUGGUGAAGAUCGGAGACUUCGGCAUGUCCAGAGACAUCUACAGCACCGACUAUUACCGGGUGGUGGGACGGACGAUGCUGCCCAUCCGCUGGAUGCCCCCGGAGAGCAUCAUGUACAGGAAGUUCACCACAGAGAGCGACAUCUGGAGCUUCGGCGUGGUCCUGUGGGAGAUUUUCACCUACGGCAAACAGCCCUGGUACCAGCUGUCCAACAGUGAGGUGAGUGGACACACUAAAGACCCUGAAACUGUCCAACAGUGA
Sphaeramia orbicularis (orbiculate cardinalfish) is the source of this 3759-nucleotide messenger RNA. It is a transcript of the gene ntrk1, whose product is annotated as neurotrophic tyrosine kinase, receptor, type 1. Gene Ontology annotation, biological process: protein phosphorylation; positive regulation of neuron projection development; cellular response to nerve growth factor stimulus. The record is from RefSeq and is a predicted model, not a curated record. NCBI's taxonomy places the organism in Eukaryota, Metazoa, Chordata, Actinopteri, Kurtiformes, Apogonidae. Gene Ontology annotation, molecular function: neurotrophin binding; neurotrophin receptor activity; transmembrane receptor protein tyrosine kinase activity. Gene Ontology annotation, cellular component: signaling receptor complex; plasma membrane; axon.